This is a messenger RNA of Ceratotherium simum simum (southern white rhinoceros), 1752 nucleotides long. The record is from RefSeq and is a predicted model, not a curated record. NCBI's taxonomy places the organism in Eukaryota, Metazoa, Chordata, Mammalia, Perissodactyla, Rhinocerotidae.
AUGACCUCCGGAGACAUCACCCUCCUCUGUCUCAUGCUCUGUCUGAGCCAGAAGAUUCAGGCACGGGAAGUGUCCCUCCCUCCGGUUUCCUAUAAUAGAGAUUGGAAACUGGAGAAUUGCUUUUUCAUUAAUUUCUCUCUUACAGUACUCUGUCCAGGCAAGGAAAUUCAGGCACAGGAAGGGUGUUUUCCCAUUCCUAUUAUAUCUGCCACACCCAGUUCUGUGAUUCCCUUGAAUGAGUCUGUGAAGAUCCUGUGCCGGGGAACUCCCUGGUCUUUCCUGUACCAACUGGAGAUCCUGGGAAACUCCAUAAACAAGGUGGUGGAGGAAAAAUUUGGAUUUCAGGAGGAGGCUGAAUUCAUCAUUAACCACAUGGAUACAAACACUGCAGGGCAUUAUCAGUGCCGAUAUAGGAAAGAGUACAGCUGGUCGGAGUAUAGUGUAGCCUUGGAGCUGGUGGUGACAGGCUUGUAUGACAAACCCUUCCUCUCCACUGACCAGGACUCUAAACUGAUACCAAGAAAGAAUAUUUCCCUCCAAUGUGGUUCAACACACGUCCUGUUUGAUAGAUUUUCACUGAUCGAGGAGGGAGGAGCCACCUUGCCACAGCACCAAAGUGAGGGACACCAGGGCAACUUCACUCUGGGUCCUGUGAGCCCUGGCUUCUCAGGGAACUACAGGUGCUAUGGUUGGUGAAGUGGCAGCCCUUAUGUGUGGUCAGCCCCCAGUGAUGCCCUGAAGCUUGUGGUCAAAGAUACUUCCUCAAAACCCAUCAUCUGGGCCAAGCCUGAUGUCGUGAUUCCAAGGGGAAUGCCGGUUGUCAUCUGGUGUCAGGGGACUCACGAGACCGUUGAGUACCAGCUGUAUUUCGAGGGACAGCUUUGUGCCUCAGAGAGACCAAAAACACCCGGGAUGACAAACAAAGUCAAGUUCCCCAUCCCGGCCAUGACCUUAAGCAAUGCAGGGCAAUACAAGUGCUUCUAUCGAAGUGGAGAGCUCUGGUCAGGACCUAGUGACCCUCUGGACCUCGUAGUAACAGGAAUGUAUGACACACCCACCCUUUCAGUUCAGCCUGGGCCUGCAGUGAUUUCAGGAGAGAACGUGACCUUCUACUGCCGUCUAGGGACUGCAACAACCACGUUCUUUCUGCUUAAGGAGGGGAGAUCCAGCCGUCCACAGCACAGAUAUGGGAAUGUCCAGGCUGAGUUCCGCCUGGGCCCUGUGACCACAGCCCACAGAGGAACAUACAGAUGUUUUGGUUCUUAUAACAACCAUGUGUGGUCUUUCCCCAGUGAGCCUGUGAAGCUCCAGGUCACAGAUGUCGGGGACCCCAGCCUUGCACCAACAGAGUACACCUCUUCUCCUGACUCUUGGAACCCCUACUUGUUAACCACAGAGAUGCAAUUCCAGAAAGAUCCUGCCCUCUGGAAUCAUGCUGCCCAGAAUCUCCUUCGGAUUAGUCUGGCUUUCCUGGUCCUGGUGGCCCUCAUGUGGCUCCUGGCUGAAGACUGGCUUCACAGAAAGAGGGCUCAAGAAGGAGCCAACAAGUCUUCAAGCCAGGAAGGCAGGAGAAGGCACAGAAUACAAAGGCACCUGGACAAAUAACCAAUGGAUGCAGUGGCCAUAGGUAGAGCUGAAAGCUAAUCUCGACCUUGGGCUAUGUGAGCUCUGUGUUGUGCCCAUGCAGGACGGAGUAGUUGCAAGAAACUAAGGGAUGACUGCAUGGAGUUUGGUGAAGCAUCCUGGGGGAGG